This is a messenger RNA of Phalaenopsis equestris, 1194 nucleotides long. RefSeq lists its product as uncharacterized. The transcript has 5 exons. The coding region runs from base 56 to 1030 and encodes 324 amino acids. Lineage: Eukaryota; Viridiplantae; Streptophyta; Magnoliopsida; Asparagales; Orchidaceae. Gene Ontology annotation, biological process: protein transport. The record is from RefSeq and is a predicted model, not a curated record.
UUUUAGACGGCCUCUGAAAAUCGUCUCCUCUUUUCUUCCGUGAAACAGCGGGAAAAUGACGAAGUGCUGCCUCGACGCUCUCUGCAGGAGAACCUCACGUGAUGUAAAGAACCUGGAGUUUCUCCUCGACCUCACCGUCUGCCGUCUUUCCCACCUCCGCAGACAGGGCAAAACCCGGUGCGCUGAAGCCGAAGAUGAUGUCGCCGAACACCUCCGCCGCGGCCACCGUGAUCGCGCCCUCAUCCCCGCGGAGACGGUGAUCAAAGAGCGCAAUAUGCUCGACGGCUUCGACAUAGUGGAGAGCUACUGCCACCUGCUUAAAAAGCCCGCCUUCCUCGACCACAAACAGAAGGAGUGUCCGGAGGAGCUGCGUGAGGCGGCUGCUGGAUUGGCUUAUGCGGCCUUACGGUGCGGUGAUUUGCCGGAGCUGAGAAAGAUACGCCGCAUCUUCAGGUCUAGAUUCGGAAGAGAAUUCACAACUGCGGUUGCGGAGCUGCGCGAUAAUUGCGGUGUCGGUGCUGACUUAUUACGUAAGUUUUCUACAAAACAGCCAAGUUUGGCAACCAAGCACAAUGUCAUGAGAGAAAUAGCAAUUGAGAAAGGCAUCGAUGUGGAUCUAGCCAAAAUUCCCGUGGAGACUGUAGAGAACCCCAACCUUCAGAGGAGGACGCAGCAAGCCAGAGCAACAUUGGGUCGACUAUGCGCUGCCUGUCUGCGUGAGCCGCUGGAAGGUAAAAUGUACGAGGAUGCCGGAAGCACAACGCUAGCUGCCUCAGAGUCCGCAGCCGCAGCCAGAACCGAUGUAGAACUCUACCGAUCAGAAUCAGAGAGAAUUAGAGAUCAUUCCAGCAAUCCACACAAUCAGAAACCAGAGAGUUCGAGAGGCAAAGAGAUUCAGAACGAAAAUGACGAGAGUAGUGAUAGUGAUGAGGCUCGCCUCCAAGGCACGGGUGCUGGUGAACAGAGCUCAGAGCUUUGCAGGACCGAGAGAGAUGGAUUUGAAAGGCAAAAUGAGCCAGCUAGACUCUAAAAACGAAGAUGGAGAUAUAGAGGAUGAGCUUGAAGAGGUGAACGUGGAGGCCAUUACAGCAAUGGUGGAAGCUUCAAAAGAAGAAGGUUGAGCCUGAACUGAAUUCUUUGUCGAGGGCCAGUUCUUUCUCUGUCAGGACUCGAAAGUAAUAUAUAUAUAUAUAU